AUGGAUGGACGCGCGACGCAGACGAAGGCGGGCGCGACGGCCGUGGAGACGACGCGACGACGCGCGGCGGCGGCGACGAGCUCGGCGCUCGCGCUCGCGCUCGCGAACCCGGCGUUCGCGGGCGACUUGUUCGGACCGGAAUACUCCGGCGCGGUCGCGGUCGGGACGACGAUUAUCGUCGUCGGCGUCGGCGCCAUCAGCGCGUUGCUCCUGCCGUUCGUCACGGGGACGUUGAACCCGGUUCAAAUGGCGGUGAACCUCGGCUUGAUCGAGGGCGAAGUGAGCAACCUGCGCAAGUUUAAGAUGAACGGCGACCCGAUGGAUCACGGCGGAAAGUUCGGGCACAAGUGGUACAAGACCGAUGCGUACUGCAACGGUAAGUACAUCGAUUUCGCGGGCGUGAAGAAGACGGAGGAGACUGAGAAGAAGGCGGCGGCGGCCGGCAAGCGAUAA
Ostreococcus lucimarinus CCE9901 is the source of this 453-nucleotide messenger RNA. RefSeq lists its product with no specific name. The transcript has a single exon. Lineage: Eukaryota; Viridiplantae; Chlorophyta; Mamiellophyceae; Mamiellales; Bathycoccaceae. The coding region runs from base 1 to 453 and encodes 150 amino acids. The record is from RefSeq and is a predicted model, not a curated record.